Molecule: messenger RNA, 3669 nt
Organism: Abrus precatorius (Indian licorice)
Lineage: Eukaryota; Viridiplantae; Streptophyta; Magnoliopsida; Fabales; Fabaceae
Product: non-lysosomal glucosylceramidase
Exons: 18
Coding region: 438-3401 (987 amino acids)
Biological process (GO): carbohydrate metabolic process; glucosylceramide catabolic process
Cellular component (GO): membrane
Molecular function (GO): beta-glucosidase activity; glucosylceramidase activity
Source: RefSeq, a predicted model, not a curated record
ACUUUCAAACUUUCUCUCUUUCUUUCUCCCCUGACGAUCCGAGUUAGAAUUCCAACGAGCGAGUCACUGACUCGGUGGUACAGGCGGCUAUUUCUCGUAUCGCCACGCAUCAUUCGAUCCCUUCUGCUCCGCAAGCUAUCGAAUCGAAUCUCAUAGCAAUCACGAGAUAUUCGAUCCCUAUUUUUUCUCUAACAGUCACGAGAUAUUCGAUCUCCUUCUUAACAGUUUCACUCCAACUUCAAAAACACACAAACAUACACACACAUACACUCUUUUCUUUUUGGUUUUUUUCCGUGUUGGUUCGAUAUUUUGGUGGCGAUUGUGAGCAGGAUCUCGGUUAGCUAAGUGCUAAUUUAUUUAUUCAUUUUUGUUGAUUGAUCUUGAUCUAUUGUUCCGAGACGGUUCUGUGUUGUGGAGGUUGUAACGAUUUUCGCAAAAUGGUUAGCGGCAAUAUUUUUCAUUGUCGGAAGAAUUCAUGGCCUCCUGAAGAGUAUAUCAGUAAAUCCACUUUACAGCUGUUGGAUUUUGAUAGUGCCGCUCCCCCUGUACAAGCUUGGAGAAGGAGAUUAAACAGCCAUGCAAAUCUUCUUAAAGAGUUUAGAGUAACUUUUAUGGAGGCUAUAAAGAUGGUUCGAUUAGGUAUACGGAUCUGGUCAUAUGUUAGAGAAGAGGCUUCUCAUGGAAGGAAAGCACCUAUUGAUCCUUUCACUCGAGAAAGUUGCAAGCCAUCUGCAUCUCAAGGAGUUCCACUUGGAGGGAUGGGGAGUGGCAGCAUAUCAAGAGGGUUCAGAGGUGAGUUCCGACAAUGGCAAAUUAUUCCUAGCUUAUGUGAAGCGUCACCAGUCAUGGCCAACCAGUUCUCUAUAUUUAUAAGUAGAGAUGGAGGAAACAAAAAUUUUGCAUCUGUUUUGGCUCCUGGUCAGCAUGAAGGUUUAAGAUCUAGUAGGAAAGCUGAUGAUCAGGGUAUAUCGUCAUGGGGAUGGAAUCUAAAUGGCCAGCACUCAACCUACCAUGCUUUGUUUCCAAGAGCCUGGACAGUUUAUGAUGGUGAGCCAGACCCAGAACUAAAAAUAUCUUGCCGACAGAUAUCCCCAUUCAUUCCGCAUAAUUAUAGAGAAAGCAGUCUACCUGUUGCCGUUUUUGUCUAUACGUUGGUAAACACUGGUAAGGAAAGAGCUAAAGUCAGCCUUCUAUUUACUUGGGCGAAUUCCAUUGGUGGAGAUUCACACUUGUCAGGAGAUCAUGUGAAUGAGCCGUUUCAAGCUGAAGAUGGAGUCGCUGGUGUACUUCUUUAUCACAAGACAGCAAAAGGAAACCCUCCUGUUACUUUUGCCAUAGCUGCAUGUGAGACACAGAAUGUUAAUGUUUCUGUUUUGCCAAGUUUUGGGCUGUCCGAAGGAAGUAGCAUGACAGCAAAGGGCAUGUGGCAUAAAAUGGUCGAGGAUGGGCAAUUUGACCAGGAGAAUUUCUCUUCUGGACCUAGCAUGCCCUCAUCACCUGGAGAGACACUAUGUGCUGCUGUUUCAGCUUCCACAUGGGUGGAACCCCAUGGAAAAUGCACUGUUGCAUUUAGUCUUGCAUGGUCAUCUCCAAAAGUAAAGUUCGUGAAAGGUAGCACUUUCCACAGGAGAUAUACAAAAUUUUAUGGGACUUCUGAGAAAGCUGCAGUGGACUUGGCCCAUGAUGCAUUGACACAUUACAAUCGGUGGGAAGAAGAGAUUGAGAAAUGGCAGAGUCCUGUUCUUAAGGAUGAGACACUACCAGAAUGGUACAAGUUUACAUUAUUUAAUGAGCUCUACUUUCUUGUUGCUGGAGGAACAAUUUGGAUUGACUCUUCUUUGCUGUCUCCAAAAAUGCAGAAGGACCGGGAUCAGGUAAGGGACUUGGAAAAUGCAGUUGUCAAAGAAACUGAAGCUAAAAUGAACUACAGAAAAAGGGAAGUUAUUGAGUGUACAACAAAUAGUACCUAUGAUUCUGCUGCUAUUACAGUACAUAACCAUGUUGAUGAAAAAGAAUGUGGAGAUGUUUCUCAUGAAAAUGAAUCUGCGGAUACUCUUAGGAAAGGAAACUCCACUGGCUCUCUGCAUUCCUUAGCAACGAUGAACCAGCAAUAUGAUGAUGAUGAUGAUGAUGAUGAUGUUGGAAGGUUCUUGUAUUUGGAAGGAGUGGAAUAUAUCAUGUGGUGCACAUAUGAUGUGCACUUUUAUGCAUCAUUUGCCCUUCUUGAGCUCUUUCCUAGUAUUGAAUUAAACAUACAGCGUGACUUUGCUAAAGCUGUCCUGUGUGAGGAUGGAAGAAAAGUAAAGUUUCUUGCAGAGGGAAACUGGGGAAUUCGCAAGGUUUAUGGCGCUGUCCCACACGAUUUGGGGACACAUGAUCCGUGGUAUGAAAUGAAUGCCUAUAACAUCCAUGAUACCAGCAAGUGGAAGGACCUGAACCCAAAAUUUGUGCUUCAAGUGUAUCGAGAUUUUGCUGCGACACGUGAUUUGCAAUUUGGAGUUGAUGUGUGGCCUGCUGUUCGUGCUGCAAUGGAGUACAUGGACCAGUUUGAUAGAGAUGGUGAUGGUCUUAUUGAGAAUGAUGGCUUCCCUGAUCAAACAUAUGAUACAUGGACAGUCCAUGGUGUGAGUGCUUACUGUGGUUGUCUUUGGCUUGCUGCUCUUCAAGCUGCAGCUGCUAUGGCCCAUGAACUAGGUGACAGAGAUUUUGCGGAAUCAUGCAAAAGGAAGUUUUUAAAGGCUAAGCCAGCAUUUGAGGAAAAACUAUGGAAUGGUUCUUAUUUUAACUAUGACAGUGGAUCAAGUGGUAACAGUAAAUCCAUUCAAGCAGAUCAAUUGGCUGGGCAAUGGUAUACCGCAUCCUCAGGGCUACCUUCCCUUUUUGAUGAUCUCAAAAUCAAAAGUGCUCUCCGAAAGGUUUAUGAUUUCAAUGUAAUGAAAAUUAAAGGAGGGAGAAUGGGUGCUGUAAAUGGCAUGCAUCCCAACGGUAAGGUGGAUGAGACCUGUAUGCAGUCUCGAGAAAUAUGGACAGGUGUGACCUAUGGUGUUGCUGCUGCAAUGAUAUUUGCGGGAAUGGAAGAAGAGGCCUUCACAACAGCUGAGGGAAUAUUUCUAGCAGGCUGGUCAGAAGAUGGAUAUGGGUACUGGUUUCAAACUCCAGAGGCAUGGACAAUGGAUGGGCACUACCGGUCCCUCAUGUAUAUGAGGCCACUGGCAAUUUGGGGCAUGCAAUAUGCCUUAACUCGGCCUCAGGCAAUUCUUGAGGCCCCUAAAAUCAAUAUCAUGGACAGAAUCCACCUAUCUCCUGUUAUUGGAGGAUUCUCUCAUAAUGAAACAGGUGUGAGAAAGAUUGCUAAAAAAGCAAGAUGCUUUAGCAAUUCUGUAUUUCAUUGUGCUUGCUGAUCGUUAACAUGUAAGCGCAUAAAAUUUUUGUAUAGGUAACUUCUUCUCAUUCUUCCUUACACAACCCUCUCCUAUAGAAAGCCGUCGGUAACGGCGGCCAAGGUAUGAGGAGAUAAUGUUUUAGAAAUAAGCAGGGUUCGAUUGUAACUUGUAAUUUGUAGCUUGAUAGUCUAAACAACAUACUUUACCUUUACUGUAACUGUAGUAUUGUACAUUCUGAUUAAUUGAAGUUCUCAAGAUAUAAUCUAAAUAUAGCACAUUCUAGUUU